This is a messenger RNA of Caenorhabditis bovis, 2679 nucleotides long. Lineage: Eukaryota; Metazoa; Nematoda; Chromadorea; Rhabditida; Rhabditidae. The record is from the annotation of a GenBank genome assembly.
AUGGGCUCGGGUACCUCGACACAGACCACCCAGAACAAUCUGGUCGGAAUGGGCCGCCUGCGAGAGGACAUGAAGAUGUACAGGCUUGUCGACAUGCACGGCGGCGGCGAGCUCAUCCCGUGGCUCAGAUAUGCCAUGAUAAGUAAUGACAACUCGUUCAUCGAUGCUUACAUCGAUACCAAAGUUCGCGAGUUCAUGUAUAACGGCGGAAAAGGGAAAUUGGUCACCGUUACCGAGUUGGUGAAGCUGCGAAACAAGGAGCGCAAUGAGCGUUUGGGCGCAUUCUCGCGAAAAAAGGGAAAAGGCAAAAGUGGUCCGAACGUGUUGGACGACUUCAAUCAAGAAGGCGAGAAUGUUGGCGAUUUGAAAAAAGCGCUGAAAUUGUUGGACGGCGGCGGAAAAGGCGGCAAGAAUGAAUCGAAAUAUCGCGAAAUCGCGUGGAAGCUCGAGGAUCGAGGGUCCAUGGGUGAAACCAUCAUCGGGUGUUGCCUAUUGCACGCCACUGAGAUCCACAACAAAUUGGUGCUUAAAAUUAUCGAAGCUUAUCCGAAAUUGAUCAACGACAUUCACAUUUCCGAGGAUUUCUAUGGUCUAAGCCCAUUACAUCAGGCGAUCAUUAAUCAAGACUGCCAACUCGCUUACAAAUUUCUGAAACUCGGCGCCGACGUCAACGCGAGAUGCUACGGCGCGUUUUUUUGCGCCGACGAUCAGAAGGCGUCGCGCACCGAUUCGCUCGAACAUGAAUAUGUCGAGUUGUCGCAGAAGACCAAUUAUACCGGAAACAUGUACCUUGGUGAGUACCCAUUAUCAUUUGCGGCUUGUCUCGAUCAGCCGGACCUUUUCCGCCUUCUCAUCGCCUUUAAGGCCAAUGUCAACGCGCAGGACACUAAUGGAAAUACGGUGCUGCACAUGUGUGUGAUUCACGAGAAUGUGAAAAUGUUCAAAUUGGCUCUUGAGCACGGCGCGAGCCUUCGAGCCGUCAACAAGCAGAGCCUUUCGCCGCUCACGCUGGCCGCCAAAUUGGCGAAGAAGGAGAUGUUUCGCGAGAUUCUUGAGCUCGAAGGCGACAGCGUCUGGGCUUAUGGUCACGCUUCUUCAACAUCCUAUCCGUUGGCGAAGAUUGACACAAUCAAUGAGACGAGCGGCGAGAUGAAUGAAGCGUCAGCCUUAUCAUUAGUGGUGUAUGGGCAAACCGUUGAGCAUUUAGAGCUUCUUGAUGGUCUCCUCGAUACCGUAUUGGAAGCUAAAUGGGAAGCAUUUGCAAAAAGAGACAUGAUCAUUUCAUUUGUCUCGUUUACCAUCUAUUAUAUUAUUUUCGUCGCGGCGUUCACUCUAAGACCCAUCGGAUUCUCAACAGAGAUGCUCACUGAAGGCUGGAUCAAUCGCUAUUCGGAGCCAUUCCCUGGAAAAUACGAGUAUUACAACUAUAAAACGAAUUCCGGCGUUCCGGUUAUCAAUGUGACCAAUAAGGGCCUUCAACAAUGGAGUGCCGAAUUGUCACAAUGCCAUUUGCGAAAUGUCUUCGAUACCAGUAUACCAUGGCCAAACUCAAAGCUGCGAUUCGCAUUCGAAGUCCUUGUCGUCAUCGGCGUCACAUUUCAAAUCACUCUUGAUCUCAUCGACAUCAAAAGAAUCGGACGUAAAAAAUGGUUCGACGUUUUGAAAGCGUUUCCGGCGAAAAUCACCUACAAGUGCACAUUUAUUCUGGUAUUUGCGAUGAUACCAAUCCGACUCGCGUGCUCCGUGAGCCCAGUGUUCCUCGUGAUUGACAACGUGCUCAUCGCGAUCACCAUGAUAUUCACUACAAUCCAUUAUUUAUUUUUUUGCCGAGUCAUCCGAUUUGUGGGACCAUUCGUGCUGAUGGUGUAUACCAUCAUCGCGACCGACAUCUUUCGAUUCAUGCUUAUCUACGGCAUCUUCCUAAUGGGCUUCUCGCAAGCGUUCUCCCUCAUAUUCCUUUCAUGUGAAAGGGAAGCGAACAUCAUUAAAGAUCUAAUUACGAACCUUGCGUCGGUUGCCAAUCCCACAGACCGCCAAAAUGUGACCAACUUACUUUCCGCGUAUGAUCACGUGAUUAUCAAAAACGCCGAGGCUUUCAAGAAUAUUGUUCAGAGUCCUGUGGAUGCGUUCGUUCGUACCUUCAUUCUAACCAUCGGCGACUUUACCGUACUCUACCGUAAUCUUGCUUUGUGUCCCGCCAAGACAAUGGUCUGGAUUGGAAAGAUCGUUUUCAUAAUCUUCGAGCUUUUCGUGAGUAUUAUGCAGUUCAAUUUGCUGAUUGCCAUGAUGACGCGAACCUACGAAACAAUCUUUCAAACCCAACAAGAAUAUAAGAGACAGAGGGCUCAAGUCAUUCUCAUGUUAGAGCUCUCGCUGAGCCCCAAAGAUCGUCUUGAGUAUCUUUUGAAAUAUUCGCGGCCCACGGGAACCAAUAAGAAGUCGCGAAGUUUGGUGGUCAACAAAAAAGCAACGUUCAACCAGGAUUCCAAGGAGGAGCAACAGGCUCGCGAGGAAAAAGCGCGAAAAAUCGCCGAGGAGAAGCGUGCGCUUCUCAAGCGAAAAAUGAAGGAUCUCGAAAUGAAGGAGGGCCUUCGACCGGUCACCGGAUUCACACGAUCGCCCCGACCGCACACACAAUAUCUGAAUCGAUUGCGGACCGGGCAACCGCAAAAUAACUAA